GGACUCCAGACUGUUGGGAGGAAAACUGAGCAACAGCCACGACUGUGGACGCGAGCGUCUCCGGUGUGCGCAUGCGCCCGCUCAGCGGCCUGCUUCUAUUUAUGUGGGGGACCCAACAUGGCGGCUGCGGCGACCCUGGCGAUGGCGGUGGAGCCCAUCAGAACGUAGUAGCGGGGACGGGGACCCGGUCCGCACUCACGGUGGCGUCCGCGGAGACGGCUGAGGGUGCUGGAGGGAAGAAAAGCGACGGAGAGCGGAAGGAAAGGCGGGCAGGCACGCCGUACGGCGUCGAGGCGAGAGCCGGCUCGAGCGAGCGCCGAGGGCCACAACAGUGGGGAUGGCGGAGCCGCGCAGAGUCGCGUUCAUUAGCCUGUCACCGGUGAGGCGGCGCGAGGCCGACUUCGCGGGCGCCGAGCGCGAGCCCCCCCGACUGGAGCCGCAGCCGUACCGCGAGCCGGCCCGGGCGGAGUCGGCCCCCCGCGCUGACGCGCAGCACCCGGCGCGCGACAAGCCGCUCCCCCAGCGCGAGGUCAGCCGCGCCGAGCCGCCCAUGGCGCUGCAGCGCGAGCCCCCGCGGCCCGAGCCGCCGCCGCCGCCGCUGCCCCUGCAGACUGCCCCGCCGCGGGAGUCGGCUUCCCGGGCGGAGCCGCCGCCGCGACCGCCGAAGGAGACGGUUCGCCUGGAGCUGGUGCUCAAGGACCCCACGGACGAAAGCUGCGUGGAGUUCAGCUACCCGGAGCUGCUGCUGUGCGGAGAACAACGGAAGAAGCUUGUUCAUACAGAAGACCCAUUUAAUGAUGAGCAUAAGGAGAGGCAAGAAGUGGAAAUGUUGGCUAAGAAGUUUGAAAUGAAAUAUGGUGGGAAAGUCCGUAAACAUCGGAAGGAUCGGCUACAAGAUUUAAUUGAUAUAGGCUUUGGCUAUGAUGAGACAGAUCCGUUUAUUGAUAACUCAGAGGCUUAUGACGAAUUAGUCCCUGCUUCUCUAACAACAAAAUAUGGAGGCUUCUACAUCAACACUGGCACUCUUCAGUUUCGCCAAGCUUCAGAUACUGAAGAAGACGAUAUUACAGAUAACCAAAAGCACAAGCCCAAGGUUCCCAAAAUAAAAGAAGAUGAUAUUGAGGUAAAGAAGCGGAAGCGGAAAGAGGAAGGGGAAAAAGAGAAGAAGCCAAGGAAAAAAGUUCCCAAACAACUGGGAGUUGUGGCUCUCAAUUCACACAAGUCUGAAAAAAAGAAGAAGCGAUAUAAAGAUUCCCUUUCUCUGGCUGCCAUGAUACGAAAAUUUCAAAAAGAAAAGGAUGCAUUAAAGAAGGAAUCUAGCCCUAAAGUCCCUGUGACCCUAUCAACUUCCUCUCUGACUAAGCCCUCUUGUGCUGCCACAGCCCUGGGGGAUGACAUCCCAGACUUAAGUCUGAACAGUGCUGAUCCAGACCUCCCUAUUUUUGUUAGCACAAAUGAACACGAAUUGUUUCAGGAAGCUGAAAAUGCGCUAGAAAUGCUAGAUGACUUUGACUUUGACAGAUUACUGGAUGCUGCUUCUGAUGGUAGCCCCCUCUCUGAGUCAGGGGGAGAAAAUGGAAACACCACCCAGCCCACCUUCAGCUCUCAAGUUAUGCCCAAGGUGGUACCUACACUUCCAGAUGGUCUACCUGUGCUCCUUGAGAAACGCAUUGAGGACCUUCGUGUAGCUGCCAAACUUUUUGAUGAAGAAGGAAGAAAAAAAUUCUUCACACAAGAUAUGAAUAAUAUUCUUCUGGACAUCGAGUUACAGCUACAAGAACUAGGCCCUGUCAUUCGUAGUGGUGUCUACUCCCAUCUUGAAGCAUUUGUGCCAUGCAAUAAGGAAACACUGGUAAAACGUCUAAAGAAGUUACACCUUAACGUCCAGGAUGAUCGUUUAAGAGAACCUCUGCAGAAAUUGAAGCUGGCUGUUAGCAACGUCAUGCCUGAACAGCUGUUUAAAUACCAGGAAGACUGCCAGGCUCGCAGUCAAGCCAAGUGUGCCAAGUUGCAAACAGAUGAAGAACGGGAAAAAAAUGGAUCUGAAGAUGACGAUGAUGAGAAACCAGGGAAACGAGUCAUAGGGCCACGAAAGAAAUUCCACUGGGAUGACACCAUUAGAACUUUGUUAUGUAACCUUGUUGAGAUCAAAUUGGGAUGCUAUGAAUUAGAGCCAAAUAAAAGCCAGUCUGCUGAGGAUUAUCUUAAAUCCUUCAUGGAGACAGAAGUGAAGCCACUGUGGCCUAAGGGCUGGAUGCAGGCAAGAAUGCUUUUUAAGGAAAGCCGGAGUGUACAUAAUCAUCUUACUUCUGCUCCGGCAAAGAAAAAGGUGAUUCCUACAUCAAAACCCAAAGUCAAGGAGGUGAUGGUAAAGACCUUUCCUGUUCGUUCUUUCCCCACUAUGCUGAAGGAAUGUAGCCCAAAAAAAGACGCCAAGGCUCCUGUAUCUUUGGUGGCUUCAGUUGGUGGUCCUUCCACGAGCUCCAGCACAGCCAUCAUUGCCUCAACCAGCUCUAGCUCAGCACCAGCCCAAGAAACCAUCUGCCUCGAUGACUCCCUGGAUGAAGACCUUUCUUUCCACUCAUCUUCACUGGAUCUUGUAUCUGAAGCUUUAGCUGUCAUCAACAAUGGGAACAAGGGCCCCUCAGUUGGCUCAAGGCUAAACGUGCCAACUACAAAGCCUCGUCCAGGACUGAGAGAAGAAAAACUAGCAAGUAUCAUGAGUAAGUUACCACUGGCUGCUCCCAAAAAACUAGAUUCUACUCAGACUGCACACUCGUCAAGUCUUAUUGCUGGUCACACCGUGCCAGUACCAAAGAAACCCCAGGAUUUAGCUCAUACUGGCAUUUCUUCAGGCCUUAUUGCUGGUUCUUCAAUUCAGAACCCGAAAGUUUCCUUAGAACCUUUGCCAGCCAGGCUACUCCAGCAAGGAUUGCAAAGGUCAAGCCAGAUACAUGCUUCUUCCUCUUCACAGACUCAUGUCUCCUCCUCCUCCCAAGCCCAAGUUGCUGCCUCCUCUCAGGCUCUGGGAACAUCAGAGGCCCAAGAUGCUUCUCCGUUAACACAAGCAACAAAGGUGCACCAGCACUCAACUGUCCAACAGAACUAUGUGUCUCCAUUACAAGCCACCAUUAGUAAAUCACAGACCAACCCAGUCGUGAAAUUAAGUAAUAACCCCCAACUUUCCUGUUCGUCGCAACUACUCAAGACUUCAGAUAAGCCACUGAUGUAUCGCCUCCCUUUGUCUACCCCAUCACCUGGAAAUGGUUCUCAGGGGCCCCACCCCCUGGUUUCUAGGACAGCACCGAGCACCACUACCUCCAGUAACUAUUUAGCCAAGGCUAUGGUGUCACAAAUCUCCACGCAGGGUUUCAAAUCUCCCUUCUCAAUGGCUGCAUCUCCCAAACUUGCCGCAUCUCCCAAACCUGCCACAUCUCCCAAACCUUUGCCCUCACCUAAGCCUUCUGCCUCACCCAAGCCCUCUCUGUCAGCUAAGCCUUCAAUAUCAACUAAACUUAUUUCUAAAUCCAACCCAACUCCCAAGCCUGCUGUAUGCCCAACUUCUUCCAGUCCAAACACACUAGUAGCUCAGAGUAGCCACUCCACUAGUAACAACCCUGUCCAUAAACAGCCCAGUGGAAUGAACAUCAGCAGACAGUCUCCCACUCUGAAUUUGUUGCCCUCAAAUCGCACUUCUGGCCUUCCAUCUACAAAAACUCUUCAGGCCCCUUCUAAACUAACAAACUCAUCAUCCACUGGAACUGUUGGGAAGAACAGCUUGAGUGGAAUUCCAAUGAAUGUACCUGUCAGCAGAGGUAGCAACCUUAACUCAAGUGGAGCUAAUAGGACUAGUCUAUCUGGGGGAACAGGAAGUGGAACACAGGGUGCUACUAAACCGUUGUCUACUCCACAUAGACCAGCCUCUGCCUCAGGGUCUUCAGUGGUAACAGCCAGCGUGCAGUCCACAACAGGAGCAUCAUUAUUGGCUAAUGCCUCACCUCUGACUCUCAUGACAUCACCUUUGUCUGUAACAAAUCAAACUGUGACUCCUUUUGGGAUGCUGGGUGGCCUUGUUCCAGUGACCAUGCCCUUCCAGUUUCCCUUGGAGCUACUUGGCUUUGGAACGGACACAGCUGGAGUGACAACCACCUCGGGAUCUACCUCAGCCGCUUUCCAUCACAGCCUAACUCAGAAUUUACUAAAGAGUUUACAACCGGGAACUCAGCAUGCAGCAACACUUUCCCACUCACCUCUGCCUACACACUUACAGCAAGCAUUUAAUGAUGGAGGCCAAAGUAAAGGGGACACUAAGUUACCACGGAAAUCUCAGUGACUUCCCAGCAAUCAAGAGAGGAAUCAUUUGGCUGGCUGAUGGGACCUACCUGAUGGGAAAGUCUUAUGUGGUCACAGGGCUGCUGUUUCUGUCGAUGUUUACAUUCUCGUCCCAAGCACUGUGGUGAGGAGGAAAAGGAGAGAAAACGUUACUUGAGCAAAGCCAGGUGCAGGAAGGAGAAGAAAUGCCUUUGUGCAAAGUUAGUGACCUUUGGUCUCCUAAAGUUAUUCCCAUCUUACCCUGCUUCAGAGAGACUCAGCUGUCAAACCCACAGAAGUACCAAUUCGAUUGUUUAUAAACCUGCGGGGAGAAGGAAGGAAGUUGAGAGGAUUUGGGUAAAUGGCCAUCCAUCCUGGGGGUUGGAUCUGAACACUCUACAUAUAAGUGCAUAAUAAAAGCAACUAAAAGUAGAAUUA
This is a messenger RNA of Peromyscus eremicus (cactus mouse), 4749 nucleotides long. RefSeq names its product ubinuclein 2 (gene Ubn2). Gene Ontology annotation, cellular component: nucleus. The transcript is spliced from 18 exons. Bases 338 to 4333 code for a protein of 1331 amino acids. NCBI's taxonomy places the organism in Eukaryota, Metazoa, Chordata, Mammalia, Rodentia, Cricetidae. The record is from RefSeq and is a predicted model, not a curated record.